Erigeron canadensis is the source of this 2042-nucleotide messenger RNA. RefSeq names its product mitochondrial-processing peptidase subunit alpha-like. The transcript has 13 exons. Gene Ontology annotation, cellular component: mitochondrion. The record is from RefSeq and is a predicted model, not a curated record. Lineage: Eukaryota; Viridiplantae; Streptophyta; Magnoliopsida; Asterales; Asteraceae. Gene Ontology annotation, biological process: proteolysis. The coding region runs from base 191 to 1702 and encodes 503 amino acids. Gene Ontology annotation, molecular function: metalloendopeptidase activity; metal ion binding.
AAUUCGUUCUCUCACAAUUUGCCCCCUCAAUCUGCUUGCUUCUUCUGGGCAGCAGCUAUCUUAAUCCAAAUUAAAUUAUUAUUAUUAUUAUUACUAUUACCAAUUACCAAAUCUAUUUAUUACAACUUUAUUUAUUAUUUAUAUCGAUUUUGAGUUGAAAGUGAAUUAGUAAAUCGAUUUUUUCUUUGUCAUGUAUCGUGCCGCAUCCUCCAAAAUCAGAACCCUCAAGGGUCAUGUAAGCAAUAAAUUGCCAACAAGGCUUUCAAGUUCAAGUGCAGUUGCAGCCAAGGCGUCAUCAGGGGGUCUCUUUAGCUGGUUCACAGGAGGAAGUGCUUCAACCUCUACUCCUUUGGAUUUCCCUCUUAAGGGCAUUGAACUCCCGCCUUCAUUACCUGAUAACAUUGAACAGGGAACGACUAAGAUAACAACUCUUUCAAAUGGAAUCAAAAUCGCCUCUGAAUCUUCAACAAACCCUGCCGCUUCUAUCGGGUUGUAUGUUAAUAGUGGCUCAAUCUAUGAAACACCAGCCUCAUUUGGGGCUACACAUGUUUUAGAACGAAUGGCCUUCAAAAGCACUACAAAUCGAAGCCACUUGCGCCUUGUGCGGGAAGUUGAGGCUAUUGGAGGCAAUGUGACCGCCUGUGCUUCUAGGGAGCAAAUGAGUUAUACUUGUGAUGCCCUGAGGACAUAUGUUCCUCAAAUGGUAGAGCUACUUGUUGACUCUGUAAGAAACCAGGCCUUCUUGGACUGGGAGGUUAAAGAACAGAUUCAGAAAGUGAAGGCUGAAAUUGGUGAAUAUGCUAACAAUCCCGAGGGCUUGUUGUUAGAGGCAAUUCAUUCAGCUGGAUAUUCUGGUCCACUUGGGAAUCCCCUUCUCGCCUCUGAAGGUUUACUAAACAGAAUAAACAGUACAGUGUUGGAGGAAUUUGUAGCUGCAAACUAUACUGCUCCUCGCAUGGUUCUAGCUGCAUCAGGAGUUGACCACGAGGAACUGUUGAAAUAUGCAGAGCCUCUACUUGCUGAUUUGCAAGGUGGUACUCAGGUUGCGGAGCCAAAGUCCGUAUAUGUUGGAGGUGAUCACCGUGUUAUGGCUAAUACAGGGAGUACUAGUUUUGCUCUUGCAUUUGAACUUCCUGGUGGCUGGUCGAAAGUUAAAGAAGCCAUGACCUUGACCGUUCUUCAGAUGCUAAUGGGGGGAGGUGGAUCAUUUUCAGCUGGUGGUCCCGGAAAAGGGAUGUACUCGCGGCUUUAUCUCAGAGUUUUGAAUCAGUACCCUGAAAUUCAGUCAUUUUCAGCAUUCAAUGCAAUCUAUAAUCAUUCUGCACUUUUUGGGAUCCAAGCUACCACAAGUUCUAAUUUUGUAUCGGAAGCCAUUGACAUCGCAGCAAAAGAGUUGAUUGCAGUUGCCACAAAUGGAGAAGUCAACCAGGUACAGCUGGAUCGUGCCAAGCAAUCUACCAAGUCUGCCAUUCUGAUGAACCUUGAAUCAAGAAUGGUUGCUUCAGAAGAUAUAGGUAGACAAAUAUUGACAUACGGGGAGAGGAAACCUGUUGAUCAGUUCCUUAAAGCCAUUGAUGAAGUAUCAGCUAAUGACAUCACUUCUAUUGCAAAAAAGCUUCUUUCUUCUCCUCUCACCAUGGCAUCUCAUGGAGAUGUUAUAAACGUGCCAACAUAUGAUUCAGUCAGCAGCAAAUUUCAUUAGUAGUGCAGUCCUUUCAAAGCGCCAAAAUCAGUACUCUUCAUCACCUUGUGAAUCUUUUGAGGUAUCUUGCAGCUCAUAACGAUAAUAAGGGUUUUUUGUAUUCCAUCUGCCUUUUUAAAUGAAUAAUAUAAGGCAAUCCCUCAGCACCAAUCAUUUUUAAGCCUUGAUAUGUAUUCCAUGUUAUUUUUUUUGUAAGCUAUUGAGUGGAUUGGCCAAUAGAAAUCGUACUAUGAUCAAAAGUACACUUUGUAAUAUUUAAAACAAAAUUGGGGUUCGAAUCAACCAAUCACUUUGUUGGAUUUUAUGAGCCUGAAACCAUAUUAUGUAUAUGUUUUUGAUA